AUGGAGCCGCAGGCAGUAUUCAAUGCUUCAGGAAAUUCCUGCGUCCCAGAACUCGAGCAGGUACAGGAGUCGCAACCCAGUGCAGGACCCUAUCCUGAGUUGCAUCCUGGAGGGUUCUCUGCUCCUGUGACAGCGUUGCUGGCCACGCUCAUGGCGCUGCUGGUGCUGACCACAGUGCUGGGCAACGCUCUGGUCAUCCUGGCUUUCGUGGUGGACAGGAGCCUGCGCACGCAGGGAAACUUCUUUUUCCUCAACCUGGCUAUUGCCGACCUGCUGGUGGGCGUAUUCUGCAUCCCACUAUACAUCCCUUAUGUCCUGACCGGAGAGUGGAAGUUUGGGAAGGGGCUGUGCAAGUUGUGGCUGGUGGUGGAUUACCUGGUGUGUACUGCCUCUGUCUUCAACAUCGUCCUCAUCAGUUUCGACAGGUUCAACUCUGUCACCAGAGCGGUGACUUACAGGGCUCAGAAAGGGAUGACGAGAAAUGCUAUCUUUAAGAUGGUCAUAGUAUGGCUAGCAGCUUUUCUCCUUUACGGUCCUGCCAUCAUCUGCUGGGAGUACAUUGCCAGAAAAAGCAUCCUGCCCCGAGGAGAGUGCUAUGCUGAGUUCUACUACAACUGGUAUUUCUUGAUGAUUGCUUCCGCCAUUGAAUUCUUCACUCCCUUCAUCAGUGUCUCCUACUUCAACCUGAGCAUCUACAUCAGUAUCAGAAAGCGCACCCUCCUGAGAACCGACAAUCUGGAUUCCAGUGGAGAGAAUUGUGAAAUGAACCUCCUGGAGAAAAGAAAAGGACAUGUCAUAUUUUUUGUUAAGCCAGCUGAGUGGAAUAGGAACAAGAAGAAAGAUCAUGGUCUCUUCCCUAAUGGGCCCCUAGGUCCCAUGCAUAAUAGCCCCUCCUCCCUGGACAUCCAGGGUACACAAGAUCUGCCUCCACUGCAAAUCGAAAUGAAAACCAAGCCAGGCCAAGUCUAUGAAACCACAGAAAGUAUGUGCAAUGCCACAAGGCACCCAGACAUUGCCAGGACAAUGGCAAACCACCUCCGGCUAUCGCGGGACAAGAGAGUGGCUAAAUCUUUGGCCAUCAUUGUGUGUGUAUUUGGGCUGUGCUGGGCACCUUAUACGCUGCUCAUGAUCAUCAGAGCUAUGUGUCAUGGGAAAUGUGUACAGCAUUUUUUCUAUGAGUUCUCUUUUUGGUUACUUUGGCUAAAUUCAGCCAUUAAUCCUGCUUUAUACCCACUCUGCCACAUGAGCUUUCGGAAAGCUUUCAUCAAACUGCUAUGUCCUGGCAAAGCCAAAAUUCACCCACAUAUUUUUAGGUGAAGAAAAAGGCCAUCUGUGGCUGGGAUCACCAAAAACCUUUAUUUGUCUGUAAAGUGGAGUCCAUGGCAUCCACUUGGUGACUACCAAUCACUCUACUUUUACUCCAGUUUUUUACCAUGGAGACUCUCUAAGCAACAAAAAGUGAAGGCAUCAAAUGAAAAAUACUGCAAGUAUUACU
This is a messenger RNA of Vombatus ursinus (common wombat), 1495 nucleotides long. Its product is annotated as histamine H3 receptor-like. Gene Ontology annotation, biological process: adenylate cyclase-activating adrenergic receptor signaling pathway. The transcript has 3 exons. Lineage: Eukaryota; Metazoa; Chordata; Mammalia; Diprotodontia; Vombatidae. The record is from RefSeq and is a predicted model, not a curated record. Gene Ontology annotation, molecular function: histamine receptor activity. The coding region runs from base 1 to 1317 and encodes 438 amino acids. Gene Ontology annotation, cellular component: membrane.